AUGACCAUGAUAAAUAUUGAUCGUCGAAAACUCGACCCAUUCGAUCGUUAUACAAUGCAUAGACUUGUAGUUGAAGUUGAAUAUAGACGAAAUUGUAUGAAAACUAUUCUGAUCAAUCUAUCCGCCAUUGCCAAGGACGUCUACCGUCCACCAAUUUACCUGGCCCAAUUUAUUUGUUAUAAAUUAAGCGCACCAGUAAAACAGAAUAAAAAACAAGAUCGAUAUUUUGUUAAUGGAACACAUGAUUGUGAAAAAUUACAAAACUUUAUUUAUGAUUUUAUUGAUCGAUAUGUGAUCUGUUCAAAAUGUGACAAUCCCGAAACGAAAUUAAGUGUUAAUAAAGAUCAGCAAGGUGAUGUUGCAGUUCAUCAAAGCUGUAAUGCAUGCGGUCAUUCACGUACAAUGGACAGGAAAGCAGAUAGAUUAACACAAUAUAUUGCAAAGCAUUUAUUAAAUGCUAAAGCGAAAGGUGAAGCAUCAUCAGGAAUAAAAAAGACAAAUCGAUCAAAAAGUAAGAAACAUAUCGAUCCAGUAAACGCUACUGAAUCUAUUGGAGAAGCUAAUGGCAUAUCAACAUCGACAGAUAGUGGGGAUGAUAGUAGCAGUCCAAUCGAUGAUGAUUGGAGUGAUGAUAGUGAUCUUGAUAAACAAUUAGCUGAACGUUGUGAUCAAUAUGGUCGUCUUGUUGAAAAAAAGAAAACAGAUCAAAAACUAAAUGAUAUAGAAACAGUAAGGGACCUUCUUGCUGAAGCCGAACGUUUAGAAAUCAUGGAACAAGCUCCGUUUAUUGUCGGACAAUGUGUUUUUACUGAAAAUAUCCUGAAAGAUAUUGAUGAUUAUAAACUUUUGUUCACCAAAUUAUGUACAAAAAAUGCCAAAGGGCAGAAAUAUUUGCUACAUGCCAUUGAAGCGUUGAUCGGUGAACAUGAAGAAAUUCGUAAAAAGAUCUUCAAUAAGAAAACGAUGUCAAAGAUUCUAUUGAAAUUUUACGACGAAGACAUUAUCGAAGAAGAUACAUUUUAUACAUGGCACGAAAAAGCUUCGAAACGCUUCACAGAUAAAAAUACAGCUAAAGAAAUUCGUGAAAUGGCCAACGAGUUCGUUCAAUGGUUACGUACAGCUGAAGAAUCGAGCGAUGAGGAAGAUGAUGAUGACGAUAAUAAAUUACCUGAACCACAAAUCAGUUUUACACAUACAGUGAAUAAGCCUCCUGUUAAAGGCAAUGGCGAAAUAAUUGAUACCGAAAAUAUCUAA
This is a messenger RNA of Rotaria socialis, 1254 nucleotides long. NCBI's taxonomy places the organism in Eukaryota, Metazoa, Rotifera, Eurotatoria, Philodinida, Philodinidae. The record is from the annotation of a GenBank genome assembly.